CUGUCUAACAACGAAAUGGGUAUUUCUGAUUCGACCAAACCCAUAUACCAUGACCGUGACGAUGAGGACAUUGAAGAAUUUCUGGAGGACUAUGAAGCAUAUAGUGCAUCAAAGGAUUGGGAUGGAGAUAAAAUUACUUGGGCUGACCUGAAAGCUGCUGUCAUUUCUGGUGCUCAAGCUUCUUGCGAUGUUGAAGAGAACUGUGAAAAAUCAUAUAAGGGUCUUGAAAAAAGACAAUGGUAUGUACAAGGGUUACGGGAACCUUUUAAAGAAAGGGUUGAAAUGCAGUAUUCUGAAAUAUAUGAAGAUGCAAAAAAAUGGGCGAUAAAGGUAGAAAAGUAUAGCAAAGACAAUGAGUAUAGUGUAAAAAGCCCUACCCGAUCCAAGAAUGAAGAGCAAAAUAUGACUAAAUCAGAUGUGGAUGACCUUACCUCAGCUUUUGAAGCUUUAAAAAUUUGUCGCGUUGGUCAAAGUCAAGAUCCAGAUGAUCGAAUAGCCAAAAUGAAAUCUAGUAUCAAAGAAUUGACAAAGGCCAUCUUGGAUCUUAGAGAAAAUAAGAAGCCUAUCAUGCGUCGUAAUCAAACGAUGCAAAAUCAGAAACCCAAUAGUCGAAAUCAGCCAAACAGGCCCCAGAAGGAUGGGGAUGAUGAAUACCUAAGGGUUGAAUUAAAAGAGGGUAAAUCACUGUUUGAUGUAAGAAACCUUGAAAAAAGGAGACGAAUAGAAGAUAAGCAUGAAAUGCUAUCAUGGGCUCAAAAGAGCACUUAUGUUGAU
Racocetra persica is the source of this 774-nucleotide messenger RNA. The record is from the annotation of a GenBank genome assembly. Lineage: Eukaryota; Fungi; Glomeromycota; Glomeromycetes; Diversisporales; Gigasporaceae.